AAUAACAAAUGAAAUAUAUCCGUUAUUUUACUUUUUAUUAAUUUUCAUUUCACGUUUUCUUCUCGAAAUCCUUAUUUUUCAUGUUUUUUCUUGUUGUUGAAAUAUAUUCUUUUAGUUAAUUGUUUUGAAAAAUAAUAGAAAAAAAAAACAACUUUAAUUUACAAGUUAAAAAGAAAGAAAUAAAAUAAGUUAAAGCACAAUGGAAUUAUCAUCGGACAAUAUCGAAGAGUUAGCAACAGCUCUAACUUCUGAAACAUCCCAUGGGAAUGAUAUUUUCCAAAUGAAACCUGACCUUUCAUCAAUAGACGUAGAUCGUGUUAUAUCGGAAGCUCAAGACAGUUUGCUUAAAACUUCAAUGGAAGCAAUAAGAUCUUGUGAUGUUCCUUGUUCAUUCAAUGAUAUCCUUGACGAUAUCUGUAAAAUGAACAAUAAUAUAGAAAUGCAGCAGGCUGCAGCCAAUAAUGCAAUAUCCCAAAUGCCUUUGGAACCUACGGCAUUUUAUCAUAUGCCUGAUUUAGAAAUCCAGCCAGAAGAUUACACAUCUGAGUGUAACUUUUCAAAUCAAACUGAUUUCCUCCAACCGCUGAGUCAGUGGUCAGAAUAUCUCCCAUUGCCACCAUCUGCUUUGAGCAAUAUUCAAGACAUUCCACAGCUAGCUCCGAUUCCUACAAAGCCACCCUCUCCACUGCCAGAACCAGUGGCGAUUCCAGAAAUUGUUCCUUCUUCUGAGAGUUUUCCAACAACGAUCAAUAUCAAUCCAAAUCCCGAAGAGACAAAACUAGAGUCUUCUUUGCCGGUGACUCCUUUGCAGUUUUUCAAUAACUUUCAAUGUACAAUUCCUCCAGCAAUGCUAAACAACCAUACAAUUCAGCAAAGCGAAAUACAAAACAAUAAUUUACAGUUCGCACAAGCUCCAGAAGCUAAUAUAAACUUUAUGGUUCUUCCACAACAGCCCGUGGAGGAGACUCCAUUUAAACGAGUUGUGCCACAGCAGCCACCAUUUUUCGACUGGGCUCGAGUUGUUCCUCGAAGAGCAUUCAUUCAACCAUCUGAAAUUGUGGUUUUGCGUCCUUUGCGUACUCGGAAAGUUAUGUCAUCACGUCCGACCUUUGACCUAGCAUCGUAUUUCGAUACAAGUUCCAUUUCGAUUCCAAUGAUAAGGGAAAGACCUCGUCCGCGAACUCAUCGUCGAAAACAGAAACUUUAUACAAUCCCUGGAGCUGAUAACUUAGUAUUCGAAGUUCAGUUGGAUCUGGAUAAGGACUCCAACAACAACGACGAUCAAUUGUAUCCAGAAACUGAAAUACCCGAGUUGGAUGAAAUAUUUAAACGCAAACGUCGCACUCUUCACACUCACACUCGACGUAAUCCUCCACAUCAGGUUCGCAUUAAGACUCCUUCCCCACCACCUCCGCCUAUUGAAGAGGUUGCACAGGAGGAAAUUAAGGCAAAAUCACCAUCUCCAAGCAAAGAACCAGAACAAGAAGAAUCUUUAUCAGAUGUUGAUUCAGAUGAUGCUCCUCUAACGGUUAUCAAAUCAAUGAAAUGUACAAAUUGUAGAAAAAUAUUUAAAACUUGCAGAUCGCUUACAAUUCACUCGAAACGUUGUAAAGUUGUCCCUUCGAGUCCUAAAAAAGAAGAGUUGGUAACCAAAAUGGUGAAACAGUCUAAACCUCCUCGUAAAGUUUCGGUGCAAAGUUGUAGCACAAAAGAGAAUAUCAAUACAAAAAUAAAACAAAAUGGAGUGGGGAGACCUUUAACUCGUUCACAAACAAGAAAUGCUCUUAAACGCAAACCAACUGAGGAUAUUGAUGGUGGCGGUGAUGCUGUUGCUACUAAGAAGCUGUCCAAAUGAUGUGUUCUUGUCUUAUAAUUAUUAUAAUAUCCUUUAUAAUUUUUUUCAAUCUAGUUCUUCUAUUUAAUUUAAUGUUUAACGCUCAUUUAUUAUUGUUGUAAAAUAUAUAAUUUUCAAAUUGAAAUCUACCUAAAGAAAAUAAAUUUCUUGAGCUAAAUCAAAUGUUUU
Messenger RNA from Episyrphus balteatus (marmalade hoverfly), 2023 nucleotides. RefSeq lists its product as uncharacterized. Bases 200 to 1855 code for a protein of 551 amino acids. The transcript is spliced from 3 exons. The record is from RefSeq and is a predicted model, not a curated record. Lineage: Eukaryota; Metazoa; Arthropoda; Insecta; Diptera; Syrphidae.